UGUUCCCUCCGCCGCAUCGGUUAGAUCCGGGGAGUUUCUCUUCGCGGAGCCUCGAAUCACAUCAGUGGGCGACUGCAAACACACGCAUCCUCCUCUCAUCCGCUCCUGUCCGCUGUCAUCAGGGACAAAAACCACCAGCAAUCACUCACCACACCUGGAUCUAUCUCUUAAAGCCGUGUAUUUCCACCUGAUGUGAGAGAGUGUUUUGCAGGGAGCAGUGAUGGGCGCGUUUGGAGUGAUUCUGAGGAGUUUACAUUGUAUGGGACUCUACAUCCAACUUAGUGCCAGUCUCAGACAAGCUGGAAGCGACGACGUGGAGAACCAUAUAUCCAACAACGCGGUGUUCACUGAGGUCCCUCAUGACAUCACGGCACAGAGCGGUCAGGACGUGGAGAUGGCCUGCUCCUUCAGAGGCGCCGGAUCGCCCUCCUACUCGCUGGAGAUUCAGUGGUGGUACAUCAGGAACCACAGAGAAUGGACCGACAAGCAGACGUGGAGCACCAAUCAGGUGAUGCCGCAGAAUGAGAAGUCAAAGGACGCCACCAAAAUCAGUGUGGUGAAGGUUGCUGGAAGCAACAUCUCCCACAAGCUCCGUCUGUCCAGCGUGAAGCCUGCGGAUGAGGGCACGUACGAAUGCCGUGUCAUCGACUUCAGCGACAGCAAGCUGCGGCAUCAUCACGUUCGGGCGUACCUGCAGGUGGAGCGGGCCGAGGGGAAUGUGCCUCCUCCGGUCCAUCAGGGGGCGACGUCACAAGAGGAGCUUCUGCAGUCUGACCACCACAAACCCGGCCGUGAGCUCAGGAAGAGGUCCGCUGAUGAUAGUACCACUGACUGCACUGAGAGCUGCGCGCUUUAGGUUCUUCUUAUACUUAGUUAUUAUUACCCCACGCAAGCACCUGUACACCCACAUCACCAAAAUACCCAGAAUUCCUCACGCCAACCCACACACUAGGGAUAGCUCACCUGAAAAUAAAAAAUCUGUCAUUGACUCACCUUCAUGCUGUUCCAAACACAUAUGACUGACUUUCUUAUGUAAAAAACAAAAGGAAACUCUUAAGCUUUUUGACUUAUUAUUAUUAUUAUUAUUUGUAAUAAUAAUCUUUGUUAAAAAAAAAGUUUUGUUUUAUUUCGGUUCUUUUCAUAUUAAACAAAUUCAGUGCACAAAGACUGAAGUAGUUUAAGUCUUUGGUUUUUUUAAUUGUGAUGAUUUAAUUUGGCUCACAUUUAAUUAAAAAUAUUUUGCAUUCUGCAAAAUAAAUAAUUGUGUAUUUUAUGUAAAAUAGUAAGUUUUUUUUUAAGUGUCCUUUUUGAAGCUUUUAUUUAUUUCCAUUUUUAUUUUGAGUCUUUAUUUCCUUAUUUGAUUUGAUUUAAUAUUUUAUUUCUUGAUAUCUUUUUGUCGUUUUAUUAUUUAGCCUCUGUUUAUUUCCAAAGAGCAACUUAAACAUCCUGCUGAAUAAAUUAUUUUGUAUUUUAUGGAAGAAACUGAAUUUAUUUAAUUUAUUUAUUUAUUUAUUUAACCCUAACCCUAAUUCCAAAGGAUAUAAUAAAUAAUUAAAUGAGAAAGAGAAGUCAAAUGAGUGAAGUGAGUCAAAUAGGUUUGAAGCAACAUGACGGUUGAUAAAGUACAUAAUAACAACAUUUUAAUUUUUGAGUGAACUAUCCUUCUGACAAAAGAUGUAUAUUUCUGUAUAAAUAUGAAGGUAGAUGUCUGUUCAGAACAGCGAGUGCAUGUGACAAACCUUUCUAAUAUUUGCCAAUGAGCAAGAAACCAAACUGGACCGUUGAUUUAAACUCUUUGGUCAUUCUUAGUUUGAUCAGAUUCAUGGUUUUGAUAUGAUGUAUAGAUGGCUAGAAGCGGCAGAACUAAUGUGAAUGUUUGAAAUAUUCUUCAUCAGGUCUAAUCGAUGACAUUUACAUGCUGUAAUAUAACUAUCAUUGUUUACAUGUCUAAUGUUACAGGCACCAGAGGGUUUUAUUCUGGACUGGCAUCACCGAUGGCAAAGUGUGAUUUGAUGGGUGCCAGCUUUUGCAAAUAUGUUUCAUGAAGCUUUUGUGUCAAUAGAAGGAUGAUGUGCACACAAUACUAUGACGUUUUGUGGUUUUUAUGCAGCUUUAAAAAGAAAAUCCUGAAGACAUUUACAGUAUGUUUAAUGGUAUAACAACAGCUUAGUUUCUGGUUUCUUGGAUUUUUACGGUUUGAUUCAAUAGUUCUUUUUGUUUCUGGAAGUAAUACAUGUACAGAUUGUGUAAAUGAAGUAAUAUUACAAAAAAAAACUGGUUUCACCUUCAAUGUAUGCCUUUAUCAAAUAAAAAAAACAUUGAUCAUA
Messenger RNA from Carassius gibelio (silver crucian carp), 2327 nucleotides. RefSeq names its product V-set and transmembrane domain-containing protein 2-like protein. The record is from RefSeq and is a predicted model, not a curated record. Lineage: Eukaryota; Metazoa; Chordata; Actinopteri; Cypriniformes; Cyprinidae. The transcript has 4 exons. Bases 221 to 856 code for a protein of 211 amino acids.